AUCAUUGGGGGUAUAAAAACAUCCUAAUUUUCUUCACCACCAAAACAUAACAUGGAUCUAAAAAUAAAAUCUUAUAUACAAUAAUCUACGCUCCUUCUAAGCAAGGUCAUCAAAAAGGUUAUCUUCUAACUAGUUUAAACAUGAUCAAAACGUUGUUCUACACCUUCCUUCAAACAAAACACCAAGAAGAAAACGCUGAUAGGACAGAUCCUAACUAUCCACUAUUUCCUCAAAUAGUCGAGAUCCGACCCAUAAUUCCUUUCCGUUGGGAAAUCCUCAAAACCCUCACAAUACAUGAAAUAUUUGACGAAGGCAAUCUCCAACUUCCACAUGAUACUAUGAUGAGAUACUUUUCGAAACAUGACAUGUUGCGCACAUAUUUCCAGACUUGUCAGUACGAUUUAUUGGUGAAAGAUCUUGAUACAAACACUAUCCAUUUUGUUAUAUUGUGGAAACACCCACAUGAAGAACAUUUUGCUAUGCGUGAGUCUUGGAUCAAAGAAUUUGUAAAGAGGAGAAAGCUUGUGGCUGGCAUGGUGGUUGGUAUGUAUUGGGAUAUCGUGAAUCACAUAUUUUGUUUCUCAGUAUUAGAGGGAAGUCAGUGACUCAAUAGAUUCAAAAUUGCUAUGACAUACAAAUAAAUAUAUUAUGUUCAAAAUGAGAUCUAGCAAAAAUAAAUUGUGUGAGACUUUUAAUUUUUGGGUUUAGUUAAAGGAAGAAUCAUGUUCGAUUCUGUGUUUUAUUG
Molecule: messenger RNA, 745 nt
Organism: Camelina sativa (false flax)
Lineage: Eukaryota; Viridiplantae; Streptophyta; Magnoliopsida; Brassicales; Brassicaceae
Source: RefSeq, a predicted model, not a curated record